UCACGCCCUCUGAUAAUGCAGCAUGGAGGAUAGAAUGUAACAAAAUGAAGGACUUCGUGGCAAUCGAGGGUCUUUAAAGCGAAGUACAUUAAACUAUUUGUAAUGAUUCACGGUGAUGCACGAUGCCCAUAGUGGACAAGCUGAAGGAGGCCCUGAAACCGGGCCGCAGGGACUCGGGUGAGGAGGGUGACCUGAACAAGCUGCUGGCUGCCUCCGCCAAGAAGGUGCUACUGCAGAAGAUAGAGUUUGAGCCGGCCAGCAAGGGCUUCAACUACCAACUGGAGACGCUCAAGACCAAGUAUGUGCUCCUGAACCCCAAGGGCGACGGUGUGGUGGUCCAGAGGCCCGCUGAACCCGCUCCGAUAAAACGGCAGGGGUCAGAAGGCCUUGGCGGAGGCCAGGGCGACGGCAUCCCCGCACCGCAGAAGCUGCUCUUCCCAGGGAACAAGCUCUCCAUGAAGUGGGAGCGGGUGUACCGGGUUGGAGCAGGCCUCCACAACCUGGGAAACACCUGCUUCCUCAACUCUACCGUGCAGUGUCUCACUUACACACCACCACUGGCCAACUACCUGCUGUCCAAGGAGCACAGCCGUGCCUGUCACCAGUCAGGCUUCUGUAUGAUCUGCGUCAUGCAGAACCAUAUCAUCCAGGCCUUCGCCAACACAGGCAACGCCAUCAAGCCUGUGUCCUUCAUCCGCGACCUGAAAAAAAUUGCCCGGCACUUUCGCUUUGGAAGCCAGGAGGACGCUCACGAGUUUCUGCGCUACACCAUCGACGCCAUGCAGAAAGCAUGUCUUAAUGGAUACCCAAAGCUGGACAGGCAGACACAGGCCACCACACUGGUGCAUCAAAUCUUCGGCGGUUACUUGAGGUCCAGAGUGAAGUGUUCUAUUUGUAAAAGUGUGUCAGACACAUAUGACCCCUACCUGGACAUAGCAGUGGAAAUCCGGCAAGCAGUUAACAUCGUUCGAGCUCUAGAACUCUUCGUCAAGCCUGACGUCCUGAGCGGCGAGAACGCCUACAUGUGUGCCAAGUGUAUGAAGAAAGUGCCAGCGACAAAGCGGUUCACGGUCCAUCGAGCAUCGAAUGUGCUCACACUGUCCCUUAAACGGUUCGCCAACUUCAGUGGGGGAAAGAUCACCAAGGAUGUUGGCUACCCAGAAUUCCUGAACCUUCGUCCGUACAUGUCUCAGAGCUCAGGAGACCCAGUGAUGUAUGGCCUCUAUGCGGUCCUAGUGCAUUCUGGGUACAGCUGCCAUGCUGGUCACUACUACUGCUAUGUCAAGGCCAGCAAUGGGCAGUGGUACCAGAUGAACGACUCGAUGGUUCAUUCCAGUAACAUCAAGGUGGUGCUGAAUCAGCAGGCCUACGUUCUCUUUUACCUGAGGAUCCCUGAAAAAAAGAACACAGAUGGUCCAAACGUCAAGCAGAACGUGAUGCAUUCGGCGAGAAGUCAUGUGACCCCUGAGCAAGUGAAGAAAACUCUGCUGAACGGGCCAUUGUCUUCUCCCCAAGUGAUGAAGAAGCUGGACACGGCACAGCUGAGGAAGAUCCAGUCUGUGGAUAGUGGUCUCGGCAUGCCAGUGUCCCGAAAUGGCUCGGGGAUUCAGUCGCCCAAGAUGGCCAACGGCACGCCCGUCCCGCCCAGGACGUCCGCCGGCCCCACGACCAUCGAUGAGCCCUUGAAGAAGCCGAAGAAGCCUGUGUCUCAGCCCCAGGCCCGUGCCAAUGCGCCCGUCUCAAACGGGCUCACCAAGCCCGACCCCGACAGGAAGAGCAUCGGCGAGGGCCGCAGACUUGCGCCGUCUACCUCACUUAAGUCCCUGUCUGACUCCUCGUCUGUGGACGUCUCCUCCGAGUCCAAGGAGUCGAAUGGCAGUAGGAGCGCUCCUGUGGGAGAUGUGUCCGUCCCCGGCCGGAAUGCUGUGAACGGCACCUCCUCCCCGGCCAAAAGCGCAGAUCGGGGUGCUGCGGAGGACACAAAGUCGACGAAACUGAAGCCCCCGGCCCUCACCAACAUUACGCUUGAACCCACCAGCACCAUGUCGCCCCCUCCUGCCAAGAGGCUGGCCCUGUCCGCCAAGAAGGCCAGGCCCAGCCGGAGCCCGAGCAGCAGCAGCCCUGAGGCUCCGCCUUCCUCAUCGCAUCAUCAGUCCCGUGACCCCACCCAUCCAGCUCAGCUUCAUCUGCCUCCCCCUGCCACACCUCCCCAGCACCACAGGGUUCCAUUCCAUCCACCCAAGCUGCAGCCUCCACCAACCAGUCAUCUCUUUAAAAACGCAAGUCCUCUCAAAGAGCCCUCUAAUGCCUCAAAGAAUCCCAUGCGCUCUCCGUCAGUUGACGGGAUUCAACCCCACCCUUCCAGUGGCCCUAAACCAAUUCCAAGUCAGCAGUCCUUAGGUUCUGGCACAGUAUUGGCCGAGGAACCCGUCUGUCCCAGUGUGAAGAAGAAGAAGAAAAAGAAGAAGAAGCGGCGGUGGUCUGAGGGCGAGGCGGCCGGCGGCGGCGAGCCGAUUACCACCAACCUGACAGCAGAGCUGGAGUACAGCUGCGAGAAGAGGAACAAGAGGAAGAAGAGGAAGAGGGCGAGGGAGGAGGAAGCCAAAGGCCUCGACCCUCGGGGAGAGGCCGUGUCAUCACACCUUAAGGCACUCCCUCCCAAUGAAGACUGGGGCCUCUCGGAGCUGUGGAGCGUUAGUCCGGAUGCUAAAGGCAGUGCAGGGUGGGCCAAAAAGCAGCCCGAAGUAUCUGCAGAGUCUCGGCCACCUCACCCCGGGGCUCAGCUUCAGCCACCGCCUGUCCCACCACAGCCAGAGGCUGGAGGAGGCCAGCAAGACUGCGCCCCAAAAAAGAGCAAGAAGAAGAAGCUCAGAGAACAGCUGGAUGAGCCCAAGAGCAAACUUGGCAUCUCCAGCAGUAGCGCCAAGCUGAAUAACGUGACGCCGCCUGACAAGGAGCUGAAGAAGAAAGCUAAGAAAAGGAAAAGAGAGGAUGCACAGAGUAAAGGACCCAGUGGCACUCCCGAGGACCCUAGUGGUGAUGAGCAGCCCUGUCACACCAAUGACGCUGAGACAGGGAAGGCCUGCAAAGCAAGUACAGCUGCAGUGGUAGUCUGGGACGGUCAGGUUCGGGAUGGCUGCAAGAGGGGCAAGGCCUUGUGUGAGUCAGAGGAGGUGGCCAGGAGCGGUCCUCGUCCUGCCCCCGUGGCCUGGGAUGGCAGGAAAAGCUCCAGUGUGGUGGAAGAGCUCCUCAAGAACGCCACAGAUAAAGCAUAUGGAGCUGAAGUGCUCACUUGGGAGGGAGAGCAUUCUGCAGUCAGUAGAGAUGCCAUCGAGGACACAGCCAGCUCCAAGCACCACACAGUCAUCGAUGAGUGGGACGAAGAGUUCGACCGCGGCAAGGUGAAGAAAAUGAAGUUCAGGAGAGAGAGAAAGAGAAGCGUCAAUGUCUUCCAGAAGAUCCAGGACCACCGCAACAUGUGGUCCGUCACCCCCGGAGGAAGGCGGAGCAGUCUCGGAUAUCGCUACUGAUACUGACAGUUUCGAGAUGGUGAUCUUGUGUGUGCGCUCCUGGGCUAGACCGCUCAACUUGUUGGACAAGGAUCUGCAUGGUUUCCCCAAGAAUGUUCUGGAGUAUCUAGUGCACCAUCUGAAGCACUGUGAAGCAAUAGGCUGGCUGGGGGCGAGGCUGGGUGUAGGGCAGGGGUUGGGGGGCAGGGCCAGGGGUGGCUUUGGGCAUCUCUUGGUUUCAGGUUUUGAAAUCUGAACCCACUCUGUGUUCGUUGUGGCAUUGGGUUCUAAUCAGCGUAAUAAAUGGCCUUAGCCACACUGGUCCGCGUUAAUGGUUUAAUGUCUGUGACGAGAGCUACUGCCCUACAGAACCUACACCGGUAUGGAUCAGGACAGACACAUUGUAAAAUGAACACUGACACACACUGCAAGGCAAUGGGGCCACUCUGGGUUAGCGGCCCACUGAUCCAGAAACCACUCUAUCAUACUGCCUCCCACGGAAGCUAAACCAUAUUCUCAGAAUGAAAUUGUAUUUUAGUUCUAUUUUUCCUUCUUAAAGACUUUUUAGGUGUGGUGGUGUUUUUUUUGUUUUGUUUGUUUGUUGUUUUUUUAAGUACAACACUGGACAUUUAGGAGACCAUGGCCCAGGUUAUAAGAGAGGCUAGUUUAAUUCAGCCCUCAAAUAGCUGAUCUGAGUAAUGAUCAUGCCAGACAUGUGAAGCCAGGAUCCAUGCUGUGUAGUUCCAGUGGUGGCGCUCUGAACACUGCGCUUGUGCUGGCUUUUUGUUUUAUUUUUUUUAUUUCUUUAUUUUUUCAGACUUUGUGACAGUUCUGCACCAAAUGGAAUGUUCGGCAUUGAAAUGUAACAGCCAGCCUUGUUCAGAGCAGUGGCCUUAGCGUCACGUCAAGCCCCUGAGUGUUUUACUGUGAGUUUACAGCAUUCGUUCAGCAAGCAUAUUAUGACAAUAUGCUUGCAACCUUUAUGCAACCUUUAUGGGAGCAACCUUUAUGGGAUAGUCGCUUAUGUUUUUGUUUAUGUCCGUUCCCUCUAAGAGCAAUGCAUACCCAAAGGUUACACAUUUAAUGCACCUUUUAUUGGGUCUCCCCUCAGAUGGGGUAAACGGUUGGUCUGUCUGCACCGUGAGCGAGACGCGCAUCAGGGACAGUACACCUUGCGAACAAGCGUCCGCCCGUUUCACUGAGAGGGGCUGCGCUCCGGCCCCCGGACUUCUGCAGGGAAGGUCGGAGUGCAAAUCCCACAUCACACGUUGAUGCCAGUGUUCCUACUCUCUAUGCAAGUGUCACAGGCCCCAUCUGCUACUGGGGUUCCCCUCUGGAGGUCCACCUGCAGAAGCUGACUGUGGGAGAAUGUCGCACCUCUGUCUUCUACGCAACCUCCUGAGCAGCCUGAGCUAUGCCCCCCCUUCACCCUGUCAUCUUCAGCAGUCAUUCAUGAUGCAGAGAUUAAAAUGUCUCUGGAACUGUACUAUAAUGCUUUGGGACAAAAUAAUUUUACUACAGAUAUUUGACCACGGACAAAUAGUUAGUGAGAGUAAGACUUGACGUUUCCCUGAAAUAGAACAUCGUACAGUCCCACUUGUGUUCUGUGUGACUUCCUAGUGUCCUAGUAGUCAAGAAUGAUUUCCCCUUGAUGAUACUUCCAUUUUAGAAAAGUUGCCUUGAAUUGAUUUUGCAAAAUAAUAAUAUCUCUGAAGUUACUUUAGAAUGUAAAAGAAAUGCAUUUUAAGAGUCACAAAUGAAACCUUAUAUAUUUAAGGGUAGUUGAAGAGGAAAAGCUUCUCAGCGGAUAGAUGUGUGAAUGUUGCGCAAGAGAGCGCGUGCUCUUCUCAAGCCAGACUUUUAUAUUUUGUGAUGGGUGGUACGUGACGUCAGAGGGCGCAAAAAAAAAA
Messenger RNA from Electrophorus electricus (electric eel), 5419 nucleotides. RefSeq names its product ubiquitin specific peptidase 36 (gene usp36). Gene Ontology annotation, cellular component: nucleus; cytosol. Gene Ontology annotation, biological process: protein deubiquitination; regulation of apoptotic process. Gene Ontology annotation, molecular function: cysteine-type deubiquitinase activity. Lineage: Eukaryota; Metazoa; Chordata; Actinopteri; Gymnotiformes; Gymnotidae. The record is from RefSeq and is a predicted model, not a curated record.